AUGGCAGAAAUUCUGUCUAUUAUCAGCGCGGCUACUGGCCUGCUCAGCUUCGCCCUGGCGACACUCCCAAGACUGGACCAAUUCCGUCGCCACUUCAACGACACUGAUCUGCAGAAGGAGUGGUAUCAGACGCAGAUGGUUUCCGUCCACACAAAGCUCGAUAUAUGGGAGCGUUUCUGGUGUGGUCAUGCCUACACACUCCAAGACUACCAGUACUUCUGGGGAACACUGGGCUACGAGAGUGUGAGAACCAAGAUGCGGCUCAUCGAGGCCGAGUUGAUUGCCAUUGCAACGCUUUUGGAGCGCAAGACGAACGAAGCGGCUCAGAUGAUAGAGACCCAUGCCAGCCUUAGGAAGCGGUUCGCCUUUGCCCUCUUUCGGGGCGCGGAGCUAGAAGAGAGAAUCAAGAGGCUUCAGGAAAAGGUCAAAGAUCUCGAGUCAUUUUCCCAGGAGAUAUUCCACACCAUCCAACUUUCCCUUCCCCAGGAUGAGACGCUCGAAGUCACGACCCUGUCUCGGCUUCUCAACCGCAAGAAAUGGAUGGAGAAACAAGAAAACAUCUUCAAAUACUUGUACGGUCUGUCUACUGAUGCGGGCUGGUCCUUGGUACUUGCGGUCCCCGGCAAGGACAUGUCAUUUGAUGACGACUCCGGGCUUUGGACCACCUUUGACAUCCAAAGAUUCGCUGGGUCAAGGAGGAACCUGGGCCUUGCGUCCUUCUUUUCGACUAGUUUGAAGGCAGCUUUCUCAUGGUAUAAAGCCCUUUCCAACAAACGAAGCCCGAGGGAUCCUCUGAGGAGAGACCCAUACCUCAGUAGUCGCUUCGCUGAGCCGCGCCGCCGCGAUGAUGACCUCAGAGUUAUGCUGGCUGAGGCAGCGAUUGGUAUUGUUGAUUGGACCAUGCUUCUCUGGGGCACUCCGUGGACUGACGGGAUCUGCACCUGUGGGUUGCGGUUCGUGACAGCGACGCUCUCUAAUGGUUCAACACAAAUGGCCGUCACCUUCCAGCGCAGAAUACGUUGCGAUAAGGACCAGUUCGGGCACAUUGGGACUGUCCAAGCCCGCAAGGCGUUGCUACUAGGCAUUUCCCUGGCUGAGUUUGCCCUGACACGGCCCGUCAAAGUCAAGAUGAACGAGAACGGAGAGCCUCUAUUCUGCACCGGGGACAACUGGGGCCCUGAGAUGGAGCUUCUUGAUGAUGUAGCAGCACGAGCCGGCCGCCCGUACCGUGAGGCUGUCUGGUACUGUUUCAAGUAUGACCGGGACCUGGUGAAUAAUCGCUAUUUCCGCCCCCAUCACUUCCUCUUGUUCCAAGAACACGUUGUCAAGCAGUGA
Molecule: messenger RNA, 1335 nt
Organism: Fusarium keratoplasticum
Lineage: Eukaryota; Fungi; Ascomycota; Sordariomycetes; Hypocreales; Nectriaceae
Exons: 2
Coding region: 1-1335 (444 amino acids)
Source: RefSeq, a predicted model, not a curated record